AUGGCUGCCACAUUCACCAAAUACAAACUCGUGUUCUUCGUCCCGCCACCCGCACUUUCAGCCUGCAAGUCCGCAAUUUUCAGUGCAGGUGCAGGUCGCUUUCCCGGUCCUGGUGGUUACACCGAGUGUUGCUUCACCAGCAAAGGAGUGGGCCAAUUUAGACCCGGUGAUGCCGCCAAUCCUAAUAUUGGCAAAAUAGGAAAUUUGGAGGAGGUUGAGGAGUACAGAGUAGAAGCGAUAUGUGUGAACAGGGAGACGACUGUUAGAGCUGUGCACGCGCUGAAGAAGUAUGCAUGA
Parastagonospora nodorum SN15 is the source of this 297-nucleotide messenger RNA. RefSeq lists its product as hypothetical. The record is from RefSeq and is a predicted model, not a curated record. NCBI's taxonomy places the organism in Eukaryota, Fungi, Ascomycota, Dothideomycetes, Pleosporales, Phaeosphaeriaceae. The transcript has 2 exons. The coding region runs from base 1 to 297 and encodes 98 amino acids.